CACGUGUAUGUGUUUCUAACCUUGGAACUUCUUAUCUCCUUGCCUGCUAGGUAUGUAUGUAUGUACUGUAUUCUGUAUUGUAUUGUACCUACCAGCCUACCUACAUAUUAGCAGGGCGGUCUAUACCACGCGUUCGAUGAUACGCAUCCAAUGCUUCUCGACAGCCCUACACCUGUACUCAAAACCAGGUCAAUUUCGAUCAAUUUUUCUAAAUGACUCAAUUCGCCAGUCAGAUAUGCAUAGCAACCACGGUUUCCACGGAUACGCGGCCUAGGAAAGACGGUGUACCCGGGCGUCCCGGCCCCUAAACGGUAUCCAUAUUCGGCAAGCCAAGCUUGAAUAAUUUCCCGCCGAAAGGGGAAGACUC
Annulohypoxylon maeteangense is the source of this 367-nucleotide messenger RNA. RefSeq lists its product as uncharacterized. The transcript has a single exon. Lineage: Eukaryota; Fungi; Ascomycota; Sordariomycetes; Xylariales; Hypoxylaceae. The record is from RefSeq and is a predicted model, not a curated record. The coding region runs from base 53 to 274 and encodes 73 amino acids.